AUGUCAAACAAAACAUCUAUGGAUGCUAGACAAGAACUAGCGGAAUUAGUAAAAAGAAAAGCUGAAAUUGGGGAGACAUUAGCGAAUUUAGAAAAACAAAUUUACGCCUUCGAAGGUUCCUAUUUGGAAGAUACGCAGCUGUAUGGAAAUAUUAUAAGAGGUUGGGACAGAUAUUUGUCAACAAAUAAAACGACUAAUUCUAAAGCUGAUAAAAGAAAUCGGAAAUUCAAGGAAGCCGAAAGGUUGUUUUCGAAAUCAUCAAUUACAUCCAUGGCAGCUGUCAGCGGAUUAGUUGACCAAAAUGCAGAUAAAAUGGACAGGCAAAGCGAAUCCGAAUCGCUAACAAACGAGGACUCUAGCGACACGAAUAUGCCCCUAGUAACGAAUCACAUCGAUUCCGGUAUCAAAACGGCGGGCAAACAAUCCACGAACGCUUUCCCCACGUCCAACGGGACCCCCAACGGACUAGACCGGGGCAGUCCGCACCCCGACGCUUCGGCCAAGCAAAAAAACUUCACCCCUAACGCUAAAAAGAACAACAACAAGAAAGCUAGGCACAGAUAA
Molecule: messenger RNA, 564 nt
Organism: Phyllotreta striolata
Lineage: Eukaryota; Metazoa; Arthropoda; Insecta; Coleoptera; Chrysomelidae
Source: the annotation of a GenBank genome assembly